GCGGUUCUGUUGAGCGUCCUUUCACAUGUGCGCAAGGGUCACUGGAAGGUAUCGACAGUAUCGACGUGUGAAUUCAUGUAGAAGUGUUUUCUUUCGUCAUGUAAAUUGCUUGCUGUUUGGUUUAAUUAACUAAUUAACGACACCAAGGACGGCUCCAUUAUGUCCAACGUCGAUCGCGUUCCAACCACUCAAGACGACAAAAUGAAGGGCGGAUCGACCGCCCUGAAAGCGACGGUCUCCGCUCUCCGUCGAGCUCGCUCCGACACGGAAAGGUUCGCUGCACUGAUGGUGCUCACAAAAGCCGUGAGUGCCGAAAGCCUAAACUCGGACGACCUCACCAAGAUCUUGAACGCCGUCGGAGUGCCUUUCCUCUUGAGAUUACUGAGAACGAACGAAGCCCCCGAAGGAUGUCCGCCUGAGCUCUUUCGCUCGCUGGGGCUGGAACUACUUGGUGUGUUCGCGUCUGACGAAAAACUCUCUGACGUUCUGGCUCCUACGAUCGAGCCUCUCGACGAACUUGUGUCCAGCGAUGACGAUGAACUCUCUAGUCAGGCCAUCGCGUGCGCAACCAGGUUCGCGGAACACCAAUCCGGGCGCCGAGCGCUCAUGUCUGUCGGGCUGGACUCGAAACUCAGUGCCUUCUUGGCGAAACCAGACGGAGUCCGCCUCCUCACAUCGUUGGCUGGCAAUCCCGACGUUAGGCUUAGGACUCCGUCUUCCCUUUUCAAAAGCGCGGCGUCGGCAUUCCAAAAAGACGGCGGAGAAGCUAAGUUCGCGGUGUGUCGUCUACUAGCGGCGCUUUUGGCGCGCGAUGACUUAGCGGACGACGCCGUCACGUCGGCGUCUUCGGACCUACGUGCGGGACUACGGCAAGCUCUAGGAAGCCGGCUUGGCUCGAAGAUGCGGUCUGACGUCUUCGAACUUCUCGCAGCGUUGGUUUCUCGUGUUGGGACGUCGUGGGCUUUAACCCCCGACGACGAACCGUGGGCCCUAGCCGUCUCCCUGGCCGCGGUCGAAGUGCGGGUUCAGCUGGAGUUCGGCAAGCCGGACGUGGCUUUGCUGUUACGAUGCUUCUUGUUGCUGGAGGCUGCUCUCGAAGGAGCUCACGACCUGACAAGCAAGAGACUCUUGCAGCUCAGAGGACGAGUGGAAGACGCCCUGGCAGCAGUCCUAGGCUUCGUACGACAGAACUGCCCCCAGGAAGAAGUGCCCCAUGGUGAGAGAGACCCCUUAGUCCUGGCCUCUGGCCGUCUCGUCUGCUCCUGGCUUUCCCAGGACUGCAGCUCCCUGCGUCCCCAGCUGGUCCAAGCCCUCCCGACGCUCCUCCACCUGGCAUCCCAGGAAGAACAGUCCCUUCUCCCCCUACUCGUCCCCGGACUAUGCCAUGUGACAGCUGACCCCGAGUUGCGGCCGCUGGUCCUGGCAUCGCCCAUCCUUCUGAAUCUGUGGCACCAUCUACAGGCCUCCUCAGGCGUCGCGCUCGAGACUGCCUGCGGCGUCUUCCUCAACGUCGUGGUCCUGGAGCAGGAUUUUGUGGCUUUGGCUCCAGCUCCGUUUCCGGAGCUGCUCGGCUUCUGUGUGCGGACCGUGGUUUCGCCAACUCGACAGCUCCAGCCCGUCCUCAGAGCUAACUUGGUCGUGUUGGGGCUCUUUCUGCUAAAGCUGGGAUUGAAGACGGCGUCGACGGAGCUGUGCGCUGAUGAUCUGCGGGCCUUUUUAGUUGAGGCGCGUCGCUUCGUGAAGUCGCCGCCGGGACCUCUGGAAGACAAGGAGGAUGCGACCGAACUGUGUGAGCUUCGCCUUUUGGGAGUGCAAGUGUUGCAGGAACUUCCCAAAAGCCUGGUUCCUGACUUUUCGGAUUGAGGAGGCUCCGUAUGCCACCUCAACUGAGCGGAGUAUGAACAAUAAAUAAUGUUAUGUGUCUGAAAUGGUUCCAGCCAUUCCCAGGUGUGUCCGUUGGUCUCGUCAUGGGAGGAGAGGUACUUACUGGUGGCUGCAGCUCUGUCUGUUUAUGCCGAGUGCAUGUUUGCAUUUAUUAACUUGUAAGUGAGAAACAUUGUGCUUGCAAAAAACAACUUGGCUGUGGAGGCCAGCAAAUACAUUCUAUUGACAUGACUUGUGAAGAAUUUACUAGCAGCAGCUUUUGAAAUUGCAAGGGAGCAUGUGAUCUGAACUCUGGUCAAUGAACAAAACUUUUUUCUUCUUAUUUUGACUUAUUUAAUAAUGCGGUUGCAUCUCAAAGCGCUUAAUUGAUCUUCUGACUUGUCUGAUUGGUUAUGUCACCAAAAAAAUACAAAUAAAAGUUUUUGUGAAACGUUAAAAAAAAAAAA
Ixodes scapularis (black-legged tick) is the source of this 2330-nucleotide messenger RNA. It is a transcript of the gene Neurochondrin, whose product is annotated as neurochondrin. The transcript has 2 exons. Gene Ontology annotation, cellular component: dendrite. Gene Ontology annotation, biological process: neuron projection development; regulation of neuronal synaptic plasticity. The record is from RefSeq and is a predicted model, not a curated record. NCBI's taxonomy places the organism in Eukaryota, Metazoa, Arthropoda, Arachnida, Ixodida, Ixodidae. Bases 160 to 1863 code for a protein of 567 amino acids.